UUCCGCGAUCAAGUCUUAGAGCUUUCACCGGUCAAGUUUCUUCUCUCGCUAUCCAGCCCUCCGAGCCAAGUAAGUGUCCCCUUCCUUCUCUACUUUCCCGGUCAUGUCUUCUCUUAGCGAUAGGGUCUCUUUCUCAGAGGACUGCUCCUCUGAGAAUUCAAACUCCUUUUCCUCGACCGGGUCUUCUUCUUUGAACUCUUCGCCCGGUCAGGUUCCCCAGUCCUCCAUUCCUGACCCGCAUCCCGUCAAUCAGAUGCCCGGUGAAACCUUUGUGGGGAGGGAUGACCCGGUUGAUGACGAACCGGGUCCCUAUGAUCCCGAACAUGAAACCCGGGAUGCGUGGGAGGCGCGGCUUCAUGCUGCCGAUUACUUUCCACUCCCCACCUUCUACGUCCUUGACAUACCUUCCCGUGUAUCCAAAAUUGCCUUAAACAAAAUCCGUAGGAGGCUCCCGGAUGGGUAUACCCUCCUCUACGAACCUAACUGGCCUAAUAUCGUUGAACCCCACCGGGAGGAUAGGAUAGGGUUUCAUACCAUUUCCCUGGACGCGAGCAUAGUCUUUCCCCCUCGCUCCCUCCUCAUUGAAGUCUGCCAUGCGUUUAGGAUUUUGCUCGGUCAAAUAACUCCUAACGCCCACCGGUACCUCCAUUCCUUCGUAAAUAUUUGUACCCAUCUGAAAAUCUUCCCCUCUUUGCGUCUUUUCCUUUUUUGUUUCGAAGUCCUACCGGGCGGAUCCGGCUGCGAAGGCUUUGUUUUCUUCAAAGCCCGUACCGGUAGGAAGUUCAUUUCCGAAGUCCCCCAGAGUAACCGGGGAUGGAAGGAAAAAUUUGUUUUCAUCGAGUUUCCCCCCUUCUUCACUCCUCUGGCCGGUCUGAGAUGGAAUGACCAUCUGCUCGACCAAGAGUACACUACACCGGCUUCCUCCCCAGACUUGGAAGCGAAUCUUGAGGUCCUCAUGCGUGGGGAUCCUUUCACCGGGAGGACUUUCCAUUAUGGCAGCUGGGUUUGGAGGGUCGAAUCGGGUGGCGAGGGUACCUCCCAGGCCCAUGACGCAGCGGGGCGCGGGGUACCCUCCCCGGGCAACACUGCGGAGGCUGAGGGCAACUCCCACCCAGAUAUGGAGUUUGAGGAGUUCGCUAUCCCCGAGGACCAACCAGUCGGGGAGACCGGGGGCUCCCAAGCCAAUCCUGCCAGGACUUUCCCGGUCAAUCCAGAGACCGUGGAAAUCCUGGAUGAGGAUGAGCCCCAAGACGACCGGUCUAAGGGGAAGGAGAAGGAGAAGGCCGGUCGCCGGGUGAAGAAGGUGGCGACCACGCACCCUUCCUACGCCAAGAAAAGGGCAAGGUCAGAUCCUGAGCCGGCCGGCCAGACUAUCGAGGAGGCCUUCAUCAACCUGGGGCUAAGGCUAAAGGAGGUAAGUCCUGCUGCUAUCCCGGUCAUGAUCCUUUGUCGUUGUUAUCCCAUUCUCACCGGGCUUCUUCUUCCUUUUGUGCAGGCGGGGGAGAUUGGACCCUCGACAGCUGACCGGCUUGGCUUAGGCUCUCCCUCCGAGUUUGCCCGGCUGAAGAAGGAGAAGGAGGAGAUGACCCUCCUCCUGAGGAGCCAGGCUGAAGAGCUGAUCCGGCUGUCUGGGCUGGCCGGGGCAAUGAAGACUGAGAUCUCCCAACUGAAGGAGGAGAAUGGCCGGCUUCUGGACGAAGUCUCUGAAGCCAAGAGGGAACUGGCGGAGAAGGAAGAAACCUUCCCCGGGCGCGCAGCUGCCUGGGUGGAAGAGAAUAAGGCUGAAGCUGCCCGGGUGAUGACGGCAAGCCCGGAAGCGACCAUGGAAUCCUUCAGGCUCUUGUACCGGGAGCCUGAAGGAAAGAAGAUGAUUACCGCUAUUGGGUCCUUCGGAUUCAAGAGUGGUCAGAAGAAGGACCGGGCUGCCUGCCACCGGAUUUUGAAGAAAAGAGACCCAGAGUUCUCCGCAGCUUCUUACGGCCUGGCAUCCAUCCCGGAGGAAGAGCCUACUCCCCCCUUUCCCCUAGAUUAAGAACUCCCCGGCCUUGACCGGUUGCUUUGUAAACUUAAAACUCGUUUCCCCGGGAAUGCCCGGUGUAAAUGUAAAACAUUUAACAUUCUUAUUUCGUUUUGUACCGGUUAAUCUUCCACUUCUGAUUGCUUGUUUGAUUUACUUUUUUGAUCUUGCUCCUUAGAAUACCAUCAUAGAACUUCUGACCGGUAUAUAAGUUAGGCCACUUCUCAAUUGUUUUCGACCGGUGGAACUUCCAUG
This is a messenger RNA of Cuscuta campestris, 2272 nucleotides long. The record is from the annotation of a GenBank genome assembly. Lineage: Eukaryota; Viridiplantae; Streptophyta; Magnoliopsida; Solanales; Convolvulaceae.